Messenger RNA from Rhododendron vialii, 1257 nucleotides. RefSeq lists its product as uncharacterized. Lineage: Eukaryota; Viridiplantae; Streptophyta; Magnoliopsida; Ericales; Ericaceae. Gene Ontology annotation, molecular function: deSUMOylase activity. The coding region runs from base 1 to 1014 and encodes 337 amino acids. The transcript has 10 exons. The record is from RefSeq and is a predicted model, not a curated record. Gene Ontology annotation, cellular component: nucleus. Gene Ontology annotation, biological process: protein desumoylation.
AUGAUUUGGGGUGUCGGGUAUGUUUUUGAUUUCUGUCCUAACGUUGAUAUCAAGGAGAUAAAGCAGAAGAAGUGGGAAAUGGUUCCCAAUGUAGAAAUAGGUGAGGUCCAGCAGGCAGCAGUUCAAGCGCAAGUUGUCCUCUUGGUCAUUAUAGUGCCAAACAAGACUUUAACAAUAUCGAUUAGCCAUAUUUGUUUUGUACUAUAUAUUUAUGCACUUUCUUUUCCUUCCUUUUUAAUUCAGGUUUGGUUGGAUGCUCAUUUUUCAUACACACCAACUAUUGACGAGGAGGAGACAAUAAAUAAAUGUAUGCAAGAUGGUUCCUUUCGGGGAGAAUUUGUUGAUGGAUGCUGGAUUUCGAAUAUCACUGUCAUGGAGUAUAGUGAGAUGUUGGACCACUAUCUAUCUCAUUGUCACUUUUUCAGCCCCAAUGUCGUCAAGAAUUUUAAGGAGAGUGGAAGAUUGCUCAAUACGAUAUUACUACCAAAGACUGAAAAGAUAUUCUUUCCAAUCCUCAGAGACAGACACUGGAUGCUGCUGGUAAUUGAUGUUAAGAAAAAAUAUUUCCUUUGGCUGGAUUCAAUGAGGUUCGAAAGGGAGAAGAAAUAUUCUGAAGACUUCGCCCAUUUCUUGAACCACGAGUUUGUGUUUAAAAGACUAACAGAACAGAAUGAGUGGCCAAUCAAAUAUCCAGAGAAUACUCCAAUCCAAUAUAAUGGAAAUGAUUGUGGCGUGUACAUGAUGGCAUACAUGAUUUCGCUCGCAGUUGGUGAUAAGCUACCCCGAUUUAGUCAGGCACAAGCGAAAAGAAUGCGCAGGACCAUAUGUCUUGAGCUCAAGAAAUGGGAUAUCAUACCUCAAUGUCCUCUGAUUGACUACAAUUUCUUGUAUAUACAAGAACGUAAGAAAAAUGAGUUGAAUGAGAAAUUACACGAGGAAUCCACGGCUGCAUCGAGGGAUCAAGUGUUCCUAGUGUCCGAAACUUCACAUAAAGUGCGCGGAUCAAGUAGCUGAGCGGGGGAAGGAAGAAGUGAUAAAAAAAAAAUGAUGCGAGUAAUAUUAUGGGUUCAAGAGAGCAGGGUGUGGGGGAGAUAAAGGGUGUAGGAAAAAUUCUUGAAAAAAGAAGCCCCCUAAUGCCUUAAUGAAUUCUCACCACUCGAUCUGGUUCAAGAACAAAUGUUGUUGACAUGUAUUUUUUUUUUCUUUUUCUUUUCUUCAUUUCUGUUGAUAUUAACUCGAAAUCGGUUCCGUUUAAAA